CAUGUUUCCAAAUUCUGAACUUCAUGAGUUUAAAACAUGUCUUCCUGCUCUCCUUGUAGCCUUUUUCUACGGCACAUGUGACGUUCCUGAUCACAUGUCAACUGUAAUCUACUUCCCCUCACUUAGGGAUCACUCUUCCUCUGUCUGCUGUCAAGGCUUAGCUUCAAAUAGGUGAGACCUCUUGCAACAGGCAGAGUACAGACGGCCUCCCUUUUUCACACCCCUUGGCCACGUAAACAUCCACCCUUCAUCAACAAUGUAGUGGGAAAGGUAAAGGUUGAAUGCUCAUGUUUUAUUUCUGUGUUUUCGAGGGAUAAAUAGCCGUUGUAGCUGUAACUGUGUUGGACUGCCAAGGCUCCCAGAUGAAGGACAGACAGGGCUCUCUGUGGAAGAUGAACCGCUACACCGCUCUAGAGCAGCUGGGGGACGGGACGUACGGCAGCGUCCUCCUGUGCAAGUGCAAUGACACUGGGGAGCUGGUGGCUAUAAAGAGGAUAAAGAGGAAGUUUUAUUCUUGGGAAGAGUGCUUGAACCUAAGAGAAGUGAAGUCGCUGAGGAAGCUAAACCAUGCCAACGUUGUUAAACUGAAGGAGGUCAUCAGAGAACACGACUACUUGUACUUUGUCUUCGAGUAUAUGAAAGAAAACCUCUAUCAGCUCAUGAAAGAAAGAAACAAGUUGUUCCCUGAGUCAGUCGUCAGAAACAUGACAUUUCAGAUAUUACAGGGACUGUCCUUUAUUCAUAAACAUGGGUAUUUUCAUCGGGAUAUGAAACCUGAGAAUUUGCUCUGCAUGGGACCAGAGCUGGUAAAGAUUGCAGAUUUUGGACUGGCCAGAGAGAUUCGCUCGCAGCCCCCUUACACUGCAUAUGUGUCCACGAGAUGGUAUAGAGCCCCAGAGAUUCUGCUGAAGUCUAACUCCUACAGCUCACCCAUCGACAUCUGGGCCGUGGGAUGCAUCAUGGCGGAGCUCUACACACUCAGACCCCUGUUCCCUGGCAACAGUGAGGUGGAGGAAAUCUUCAAGAUCUGCCAGGUGCUGGGAACACUGAAGAAGUCGGACUGGCUUGAGGGCUACAACUUGGCUGACUCGCUGAACUUCCGCUUUCCAAAGUGUAUUCCCACCAGCCUCAGAUCCCUGAUCCCUACCGCCGGCGACGAAGCGAUCAUGCUGAUGAGAGACAUGCUGCAGUGGGACCCUGAGAGAAGGCCAAGUGCUGCACAGGCUUUACGGUAUCCAUACUUCCAUGUGGGCCAGACGCUCUGUGCUCCUCUGAAGUACUCUGAGCAGCACACGGCUCAGAAGAAGAUCUUUGAGGCGGCUCCAGAGACAAAGCCUCUGUCCUUCUGUAAGUCAGACCUAGAGUCCAUUGAGGCAAGUAGGACUCAUGCAGAGAUGCAGAUGUGCAGUCAGUCUCUUCAGCCGAUCCCUCUGUGUCAGGACAACAUUGAGCCAACACCAGCAAUGUGUUCCACCAUGUUGACAGUGGGGCAGCAGGAACCUCUCAGCCUGGUGACAAACAGGCAACCAAUGAACUGGCAAUCUCCUACAAGAGCGACCCGCACAGAAGCAGAGAACAGCUCGACUGGAGUGAGGGCAGGACGCAGAAGAUGGGGUGAGACGUCUUUCAAGUCCGUCACCGGUCUAUACGGCAGUGAGGAUACAGACGCCGGGCUUUCCCUCUCCAAAAAAAACACCAUCGACUCUCAGGAGGAAAGAGAACUGGAUGGGCCUUGCAGUGGGCUGAAAAGAAGAGACUCCUCCACCUUGUCGGCCAAGCAGCACUACCUAAACCAGUCCAGAUAUCUGCCUGGUGUACACCCGACAAAAAACUCCUUAACAGAAAGCCAGGUGGUCACCAGAAAGUUGCUGUGGGACAGCUGGAGCUUAACCAGAAGACAGUGUCUGGAGUUCCCUCUAAGUAAAGACUCAUGUAUGAGCAUCGCCAACAAGCCAGCCAGGACAUACGUGUUACCUCUGCAGAGGACUGAAACAGAGACAGUGAAACAGAGGAUCACAGGCUCCUCUGCCAUUGAUCUGUCAUCCGCUGCUGAUCUCAGAGUCCAGUCUAAAAUCAAACAACUGAAGAGCAAGCCCACCUCAGAUAAACAGUUCCCCUCAUAUGAAGAAUACCAAGGGUGGAGGAUCAGAACUCCUCAGAUCCUCGGAUCCAGUGCAACAGGGAAGAAAACCUUUUCAAGGAGUACAAACGUCCAGCCUGUGCAUGGACGAGUAGACUGGAGCGCCAAAUACGGUGGUCACCAGUAGCAGAGCAUUUCACUCUGCUCCACCAGUGACUCAUGGGAAAAAAUCUCAGUGCACUUCAACAGGAAAAACACCCUUCAGAGGAGAAGCUGCCAACAGUUUGCAAAAAUGAUCCUCUCUGGCCUGCUGUUACCUUAACCAUUAAAUAUAGUUCAGAGUUGUGCAAGUCAGUAUUUUUUUUUUUUUAAAUAGAAGACUAGAAAAUUAAAACUUAUUUUUGUAUUUUCAAUCAACUGAUACAAAGUAACAAACUAAA
Molecule: messenger RNA, 2520 nt
Organism: Labrus mixtus (cuckoo wrasse)
Lineage: Eukaryota; Metazoa; Chordata; Actinopteri; Labriformes; Labridae
Product: serine/threonine-protein kinase MAK-like
Exons: 14
Coding region: 363-2267 (634 amino acids)
Biological process (GO): cilium assembly; intracellular signal transduction; protein phosphorylation
Cellular component (GO): nucleus; cytoplasm; cilium
Molecular function (GO): ATP binding; protein serine/threonine kinase activity
Source: RefSeq, a predicted model, not a curated record